Molecule: messenger RNA, 5729 nt
Organism: Octodon degus (degu)
Lineage: Eukaryota; Metazoa; Chordata; Mammalia; Rodentia; Octodontidae
Gene: Stum
Product: stum, mechanosensory transduction mediator homolog
Exons: 4
Coding region: 122-529 (135 amino acids)
Source: RefSeq, a predicted model, not a curated record
ACGCGGGCGGCCUGGCUUCUCUGCGAGCCGCGCCGCACCGGAGCGGGAGGCGCAGCCGGAGCCGGAGCCGGAGCCUGAGCCGCGCUGUAGCCAGCUCCGUGCGCUCGCGGAGCGCCGCGCCAUGGAGCCCUCGCACAAGGACGCCGAGACUGCGGCUGCCGCCGACCCCCGUGGGGCGGCCUCGUCCAGCGGGGUGGUGGUGCAGGUCCGCGAGAAGAAGGGGCCCUUGCGCGCCGCCAUCCCCUACAUGCCCUUCCCUGUGGCCGUCCUCUGCCUCUUCCUCAACACUUUCGUGCCCGGACUGGGGACCUUCGUCUCAGCCUUCACUGUGCUGUGUGGAGCCCGCACAGACCUCCCGGACAGACAUGUGUGCUGCGUCUUCUGGCUGAACAUUGCAGCAGCCCUCAUCCAGAUCCUCACAGCCAUCGUCAUGGUGGGCUGGAUCAUGAGCAUCUUCUGGGGCAUGGACAUGGUCAUCCUUGCCAUUUCCCAAGGGUACAAGGAGCAGGGCAUCCCCCAGCAGCUGUGAGCCCAUGAGACCUGCCUGGGAGCCCAGAGUGAUCCUAAGGAGGUGUCAGAAGGCGGCUCUCAGCCCAAGGACCUUUCUAUGCUCUCUUCUGCUGUGUUCUGCAUUUGGGGUGGAAAGGGGUAUUUUAAACAAUAUUUAUUUUGAAAAUGCAACUGCUUUGCCCAGCAAGCUCUGAGGGCUGCCAGUUCUCCCUCCUGCUUGGGAAAGCUGUGUAGGUAUGGAGGAGCUAGGCAUGUGGGCACAGAGACAGGCUGAGGUGCUCGGCAGGCUUGUCCUCACCUGGCAGAGCCAACUGCCCUCUGUAGAGCACCCAGAACUUCUGGGCAGGGCCUCUGUGGGCCUGAGAGCACUUCCCCUGGCCUCUAUGCCUCACCUGGUGCCCUUCAUAUUCAUUUUGUGGCCUCCCAGGGGCAGGGUGAGAGUGAAGAUGGCCAGAUUCCUGCCCACUGAGGACAAGGCCCGAGCCCCCAGCUGGCCCAGUGUUGUGUCUGGCUGUACCCCAGCCUGCUUGCUGCUGAGAGGUGGAGCUGAAUGGUUCUCAGCUUGGUUUCUCUUGGCAAGGGGACAAUGACUCUGGCCCUUGGGCACAAUGGCCAGAGUUGCCAUAUGUUUAAGCCCAGAUGCACCAGACUGAGGAAUGUGUGGGUUCAGUGGGUGACCUUCUUUAGACUACUCAGUACCACUCCUAGACUUAUGGCUUUUUCUGAAAACCUUGUAGACACAAGUCUCUGGAUACAGAACUUUCAGAUCUGAGAAAGAUGAUGCGAUCCCUUUCCAUGCAUUUCUGGGUAGCCUCCUAGUGGUCAGGCCACCCUGCACACCAGCAGGUGAACGAACACUUCUGCCAAGAGAUAUGCGAUGCGUCCAGUGCACUGGAUCAGUGAGAACUGCGGAUAACGUCAUUGUUCAGGUCAGGUCUCUCCACCAAGUCAGUCGUGGAGUUCCAGAGUGGGAAGCAGUUCUAUGAGGUGGUGGGCCUCAAUCUGAAAACUCUACCAUCAAGCAGGAGCAUUGGAAGAGACUGCCAGCGAAGCACAGGGUCCUUGUGUGCCCAGGGACCGUGCCCUUGUGCAGCUCCUCUCUAGGUGGAGGCUGCAUCUCCACUCUUCUAAUGCAGAAGGCACUAGUUGGGUGUGAUCCUGCUCAGGAGGUGCUUCUUGUCUGUCAAGGCUCAGUCAGAAGGUGACGUGGCCACCUUCUCUGCUGUUAGAUGGGGGAAAGUGAGAAGCAGGGCCACCUAACCAGCCCCCCUACCCUGUACGGGGCUGGGCAACCAAAGUCCUGCCAGGGAGCAGCAAACGGACAGCUUCCUGACUCCCUGAGGAUCCCCCCAGCUCGUGGCUUGCUCUGGCCCUGAAGGAGCCAUCUGCCCACCUCACCACACCCCCUGAAUUUUCUGAUCCUUGGGUUCUUCAUCUUUCACAUCCUGGGCUGGCUGCACAUUUUGACUCUGGGCAGUGACCUGGCCACCUCCCACCCCUUCCUCAUGACCCCACUGGACCAGACUUUGGGGGCUCUCUCCUGUUCAGAGCCCUUAGUGUCUUGAGCCGGGGGUCAGAUUUGGUUUUAUGCAAAGAAUCUGAGCCUUUGUCUUUGUGCACAUUCACCCCUUGGUGGGCAGGGCUGCUCUCGAGGAAGCCCGUGUCAGAGCAUGGAGCCACCCUUAGCAUCAGGUGACACUGCUACACCACCCCUUCAUGCAGCCGUCCACCUACACCCACUCCAGCCCCUGAGUUCGCCUGCUGCUCCCUAAGUGACAAGUCUGAAGGGACACCCCCACAAGGAGAGAAUAUUGUUUUCCAGGUUGGGGUUGGGGGUGGCUGCUGAGGAGCAGAGGAGAUAGCAAUGGACGUUGCAUGUUUAGUGACACAGUCCAGACAUAGGUGGGGAUUUGUGGAGUGGCAGGUGUCACUCACUACAAGUCCCCAGGUGGGAUGGCUCUCAGGGGUGUGUGUGCUUGGAAGCUUCCCCACCCCGCCACCCUACAAAGUCAAGAGCACACAGCCUGGGGGCCCUUCCAGGGGCCUAGGGUCCAGAGCGAGGAGGCUAUGCAUGCACAUCCUGCUGAACAGUGCAUCUGGCAGGAUGACAGGGUGAGGCCAGCUCCAAACAUCGCCCUUGGAGACACAACAUGGUCUCCGCACUGACCUUAGGAAAAGGGGGAGGUGACAGCUACCUGGACAUCAGAUGGCCAUGCUCACGGAUGACAGCAGCCUGGUGAAGAGCAGGCUCCCUGGCCAGCAGGUAUCAACUGGCCCACAGCCCUGCUGACGGUGAGGCUUUGUCUCUUGCUUGAAGGCCAGCACAAGGCAACAUGCAGAGGUGGAGGGCACCUUCCCCUCCUGGCUUCCUGGGGGUCAGUGUGUGGCAGAUGCUGGCUGUGGGAGUCACAGUGAGUGAGACACUUCUGGGCUUAGCAAUGACACUGUGGCCACAGUGGGACCCUCAUGCUAGGGCUGAGGCCUUUGGCAGCAGGGGUGUCCUGGGGAGCUGUUGCACACCUCAGGUUAGGAUGUGGAGCUGGCGGCACCCCUGGGCCCACCAUGCUGCCCACCCCAGCCAGCCUCAGGCCGACACACUGCUGGCCCUGUCCUGGGUAAGUGCUGGCUGCACUGAGGGGAGGGAAGGAAGGGACAAGCAGCAGGGUCCCCUCCCUCUGCUGCCCAGAUCCACAGGACCACAUAAAUGGCCCACAUAUUGGCCCUGCCCAUCACCCUUCUGUAUGCUAAGCUCUCUGGAGUCUCACAGGAGCAGCCCUGAGAGUGGCCCCACUGCAGAGACAGAGCACCCAGUAGUCCUGCUUAGGAGGAAGGAGAUGGAGACAGCAUAGAGAGGGUCCUCAGGAGAGGUCUUCGCCCCACAAACAGGAUGGUGGAAGAAACCAACUUCAGGAUGGGUCCCAGGCCCCCAUCCCACCCCAUAGCACUCCAUGUCCUUAGGUCUUCCCCAAACUUACACAUCUUGGCUAAAGCAGGCCUCAUGAGGGUCUGAGAUGAUGGAGGUAGAAACAGAGCUGGCAUUGGAGCUGCCUGGUCCUAACCCAAGGAGCAAGUCUCUGCUUUCCCACCUCGAGAGUUCCUGCCAUGCAGAUGCACAGGCUGCAGGUGAUCAACCUCCUCUGAGCCCCAUACUGACUCCCAGGCCCAUCUCAGGCCCUGCUGACUCUGGCUGCUUUGUGCUUUGUUGGUGGUGUUGGCAAAGGAAGCUGGGAAUGUAAGUGUAAGUUCUUCAGUUAGUGGUUGGAAGCACAGUUUAUGGCAGCUGUCAUCCCUUUUGCUGGCAUCCUUUGAGGCUUCCUUCACAGUGGCUGAGAGAGGAGCCUUUUAAGGACCCUCCAGCUCUCCAGCCAGUGCUCCUGAGGCCCCAACCUCACUUGGAGGCUAGGGCUGCCGGCCACUCCGCCUCCCUUGGACAGAGUGAGAUGCUCCUCUGUGGCAGCAGUUCAUGCAGAAAGCACACUGUGUAUCCCAGGGCCGGUCAGGCACUCCUUUCUCGUCAGAUGAUGGUUUUAUAAAAAUGUCAGACUGAGCAGGUGGUUGGGAGGGUCCUGUAUUUUUCUCAGCUUUCCUCCAGGUAGCAUUUUAGAAAUUCUCAAAGGGCUGGGGUCACAGAGAUGGGGAAGUUCUCAUGUCCAUGGUACCACCCACCCUAAACCUCACAGCACAAAGAAAUGGGAUCAAUCCCAGCCAGAGUGACGUCAAGUGCCCCCCACAUCCCAGGAAUAAGUUCUGGCCCCGGGGUUGUUAGGGAUGCCUUGGGCCUCAGUUAAACCCACAAUGGACCCUGGGCCACCAUCAUUUUUUCCAAUUUCUAUCAAAGCUGAGGAUGUGGAAGCCUGCCAUCCUUGGCACACUGUGCUCCUGUCAUGGAGCUGCUGCAUGUCUUGAAGGCCUGGCAGCCCACAGCCAGGGCCUCUAAAACUCCAGGAUGCUCCUGGUGCUGUCUGAGGGUGGAAAGGCCCAGUCCGAGUGUGUGAUGAGCUCCUGGCGCCAGUCCUGAAGCUCACAAUUGAGCUUCAGGACUUUCAUCUGGAUUCACUGAGAACCUCAGUUCCAAGCCCCUCUCCCUUCCUGGAUUUACCAAAAAGCCCAACACUCAGGUUGGUCUAAGCAACCCAGUAGCUGCCAUAAGUUUUUGAAAGUAGGUAGGGGUACACAUGCCCACAUGUGCUUCUCCCCAGGAGCCCAUGACUCCCUUCUGGGGGGCUCUCUGCUCCCCAGCCAUAUGCCCACCUGCUGUCCCUCUCCAGGGCCCUCUUCUUCUUGGGAUCCUUGGGCGUGGCACUCUCACCUCACUGAACCUGGCUGUGCUCAUCCCCGCAUCUCUCAGAGCAGCCUUUUGUGGAAAGGGCCAAAAUGGGCCUGCAGGAGGAGGAGGGAAGAGUGUCCUUUGCCUGUGGUCUUCUGGGGGCUGCCAUAGUCUUUUCUCCUGAGACCUCAUUCUGCUCCCAGGACCCACUAAACCCCAAAGAUGGGAGAAGGGGGGAAGGGAGCCCUUGGUUGGCCAUUUUCAUGAGUUAAAUCCCAUACAUCAUACAUGGUACCAUUUUAAAAGACAACUGGUGAAAACAAGACACAGGCUCUGGGUGCACCUCCAGACCUACACGGAUUGAGUGCCGCACCACCACCUGCAGUGGCUCAUGUGUGCUGGCUCUGUGUGGGUCGUCUCCUUUCUGCUAAGUCAGCUGCUGUCUAUCUCCAUCAUUCUCAGACAGUAGUCACUAUAGCCUCCCAUGUUCUCCUAUCUCACUUUCACUCAGUCCCACAGGGAGCUCCCCCAUCUAUCCCAGAGGGUAGUUACAGGCCAUUCCAAAGACUGGAUCUUUUCUUGAAAGAAAACAGCUAAUGUGGGAGACCUAAACAAGUUUCUGGAGUUGUUCUGGCCCCAAACCUUGCCACCUGAGGUCCCAGCCUGCUCUGGCAUAGCUUUCCCAGCAUUCUUGGACCUGGGUGACAGGACCAUAGCUCAGGAGCCUCCACCUGCAGCCCAAUGACCUGAGAAGCCUCCCUAUUUCUCCAGCCUCCCACCAGCUUCCAACUCCUUCACUUAAGCAGCAUCACUAUACCUGUCAUGAGAAAAAAAAUCCAUGUACAUAUCUCCAUAUAUAUAUUUAUAUAUACACACUUGUUCCCCUUAUAAAUACAUAAAGCAUGCAUCUCUUUGACAUUCCAAGUUUGUGGGUUUUUUAAUUCUUGGAAAA